This is a messenger RNA of Menidia menidia (Atlantic silverside), 2947 nucleotides long. NCBI's taxonomy places the organism in Eukaryota, Metazoa, Chordata, Actinopteri, Atheriniformes, Atherinopsidae. The record is from the annotation of a GenBank genome assembly.
UUUUGCAUGACAUGAAGGGAGGAUAUCAUUUUUACCCACAUCCAUAGAAUGCAUCAUAAGAGAGUAACUGGGUCACGUGGGAUGCUCCGCUAAGAAUGCAGUGACGUGGUCAAGCACCGUCAGUGUAGCGGCGUCUGACAGACAGCUUUCACCGGCCAGCAGCUGCCUUGGCCGGCUGAGAAACACACGGCCGGUCGGUGUCAGCCCCAAGAAGCUGCAGAGGAAAGGAAACCUUUAGGAGAGCGGUAAACAGGAAGAGGCGGACCGGGCACACCGCAGCUCAGACGUGCAGAUAAUUCCGACGCGGGUUCUGCUGCGGAGCAUCGCGGAGGACCAGCCGCUCUCCCGCUGCUCCGCUCCCCGGCUCUCGCAUCCCUCCUGCCCGCCUCAUCUGGAUCAACAUGCCGGGAUACCGUGGUGCUCUAUCAUCCAAUUUGGCGUUCAAAUCGCAAACAUAAGCUCGGAGAAAACUUGUCGGUGGCCGACCGCAGCCCUGUCAGCAGCCGCAUCGGCUCCAGCAUGAGGAGGAGGAGAUUAGAGAGAGCAGACACAGAGGAGGUGACCCUCAUCAUAACCCGAAGGAAACAAGACCCAGAUCAUGACCCAGUGUUUGUCUGAAGUGCCAAAGAAGAGCCAGGGAGCAGCCUCCCUGGCCAGACAAUUGCCGCCUUCUUAGCUCCACCAAAAGUCCCUUCAGCCCUGCUCCAUGCCACACCGAGGGGUGCAAAUGUUCCCCUGACUUCACCAGGAGGCCCACUCCAACCCCAUCUGCCAGCUCAGAUAAACCUCGUAUCGUUGGCAACCACAUGUUUGAGGUGACUGCAUGUGACUGUCGCCGGCACCCGUUCUCCAGCAGCAGCUGCCUUGUGCGCCCCCGAUCUGCAUCAUGCAGUGGAGACGGCGGCACUGCUGUUCCAUCAAGAUGACCUGGACCAUCAAGCGGUCGCUUUUCCGAACCCAUGUGGCUGGUUUACUCUCCCUGGCCCUGCUCUUCACUUUCUUUUUAUUUUUCAGUCACCAGGACUGGCUGUCGGGACGCAGUGGACCUCGUGAAAAUCCACUGAGUUACACCAUCAGGGGUUUCCGCAAUCCCAAGGCAGAAGCCAACCAGAGCAGCUCCCUGAGGAGCCUGUGGAGGGAGACAGGGUAUAUAGCACCAAAGCCUCUUCUUAACCUCAGCUCUCAGCAGGCAGAUGGGGUAGCAGGAGAGGCCGGAGGAGGGGGAGGCGGAGGAGGAACCAAGACGGGUGUAAUGGGGCUUGGGGACUCCAUGAGCACGAACAAUAGUUUACAGAAGGAGAUGGGUGUAGGAGGGAAACUCAGUGCUCAGCCCUAUCGCUACAUCCUGAACGAGCCCUUCAAAUGCAGGGACAACAAACCUUUCCUCAUCCUUCUUAUUGCUGCUGAACCUGGACAGGCCGAUGCGCGCGACGCAAUCCGUCACACAUGGGGAAAUGAGAGUGUGGCGAUGGGCUUGGGGUUCGUUAGACUAUUCCUGCUCGGCACAGGAAAGAGCUCAGACACCUUCCUUCAAAGCAGCAUAGAGGAGGAAAGCCGUGUUUACCAUGACAUCAUUCAGCAAGAUUAUCAGGACACUUACUACAACCUGACCAUCAAAACCCUAAUGGGCAUGAACUGGGUGGCCACCUAUUGUCCACAUGUCUCAUAUGUAAUGAAGACUGAUAGUGACAUGUUCGUCAAUACGGAGUAUCUCAUCCAAAAGCUCCUGAAACCCGAGAUGCCACCCAAGCAGAGGUACUUCACUGGCUAUCUGAUGAGGGGCUACGCACCAAACCGAAACAAGGACAGCAAGUGGUACAUGCCACCAGAGGUUUAUCCAAGUGAGCGCUACCCAAUAUUCUGCUCAGGCACCGGGUACGUGUUCUCAGGGGACAUGGCAGAUCUGAUCUAUCAAGCCUCACUUAGCAUACGCAGGCUGCACCUGGAGGAUGUGUAUGUGGGGAUCUGCCUAGCAAAGCUACGCAUCGACCCAGUGCCCCCCCCCAAUGAGUUCCUUUUCAACCAUUGGCGUGUCUCUUACUCUAGUUGUAAGUACAGCCACCUGAUCACCUCCCAUCAGUUCCACCCCAAUGAACUCAUCAAGUACUGGAACCACCUACAGAGCAACAAGCACAAUGCCUGUAUUAACUUGACCAAGGAAAAGAACAGCAGGUACAGACACAGAAAGUUCCACGGAGAAAGACCUCCAUGAUGGACCCUGUGAUUUCAGCCCAUCUCAAAAAAGGAUGAUGGUUGCAGUGGAAUUACAGUUGAAAAGGGAAAUGUUAAACUCAGCACUAUAUAUUAUACGGAGAAAAGCACAUUGUUUUUUGUUAUUGUGUACAGUUUAUGAACCAAACUAUUUUUUUAAUUUUAAAAAAGGUAUUGCACACCUAGUGAGCAUUUCUCAAAGGAAAAAUGAGGGACGUAUCUGUAGGGUAAGGAGCAUGCACAAACAGCUACUGCCCAAGGGUGCUGUCAGUGAUUAUUUAGGUGCCAACUGAAAGGUGGUAAAUCAUGUUUUCGCAAGAGUAGUGCAGUAUGUUAUACUCUACAGAUAUUUAAAAGAUUUUAAAACAGACGCAGUUGUGUUUACACAGACAAAGGGAAAUGUACAAUGUAUAAUGUUAAAAGCUACACUACCUAAAUAUGAAUGAAUGAAGUGAAUCUCUGACGUUGACAGGUUGUGCUGCCCCGUUUCUCAGUGAUUGCUUCAAACAGCUAUCAGAGAAUACUUCUCUCAAGAGUGGUUUAUCUGUCCUAUACUCAACUUUAUUUUCAAGGAAUUAACAUGAAAGCACCAAGAAUCACAUCAGAGAUGACCGAGAUUGUAUUUUUUCAACCUUUACAUUGAGUAUGACUGCACUUCAGUAAAUGUGCAAUGAUUCAAUUAAUAAAAUAAAUGUACUUAAUUCAGUAUGUUUCUGUUUCUGUCUGUCUAUUCUGU